Messenger RNA from Penicillium brevicompactum, 1272 nucleotides. RefSeq names its product caspase family protein. Gene Ontology annotation, biological process: proteolysis. Bases 1 to 1272 code for a protein of 423 amino acids. The record is from RefSeq and is a predicted model, not a curated record. NCBI's taxonomy places the organism in Eukaryota, Fungi, Ascomycota, Eurotiomycetes, Eurotiales, Aspergillaceae. Gene Ontology annotation, molecular function: cysteine-type endopeptidase activity. The transcript has 3 exons.
AUGGCCCUCCUGGUCCCCAGGGACCUCCAGGACCACCACCCCAAUGGGGUUAUCCCGGCCAGCAGUGGCGGCAACCCCCCGCCUCAGCCCUAUCCCCCUCAGCCCUACGGCCAUCACCCGCAGCCGUCAUAUCCAGGCCCCAAUCAUUCUCCCUACCCGCCCUCGCCCUAUCCUCCUUACCCUCAAUAUCCUCCCCAGGCUCCCUCUCCCUAUGGCCACAGUCCUUCCCCUCGGCCUUAUUCACACCAUCACAAUCUGAGUGCCCCUCAGAAUGGAAUUCCUCGGGCAAAUUCUCCUAGUUUGCCCCCACCCCCACCACAGAACCUUCAGCAUUUCGGAGGAGGGGCUCCGUCAAAUUAUCAGUUCCAGUACUCGGCCUGUACAGGUCGGCGCAAGGCUCUAUUGAUGGGAAUUAACUAUGCUGGCCAACCGAACGCCCUGAAAGGUUGCAUCAACGAUGUGACCAACAUGUCUAAUUUCCUGACACAGCGAUUCGGCUACAAGCGCGAGGACAUGGUCAUUCUCACCGACGACCAAUCCAACCCGAUGAGCAUCCCCACCAAGGCCAAUAUCCUGCGCGCGAUGCAGUGGCUCGUCAAAGACGCCCAGCCCAACGACUCCUUGUUCGUCCACUUCUCCGGUCACGGCGGUCGCACCCCCGAUUUGGACGGCGAUGAGGAUGAUGGGUUCGACGACGUCAUCUACCCGCUUGACUACCGCGUGGCUGGGCACAUUGUAGACGACGAUAUGCAUGCGAUCAUGGUGCGUCCCCUGCGACCGGGAGUGCGUCUGACGGCGAUCUUCGACUCCUGCCACUCAGGCACCGCUCUGGAUCUACCCUACGUCUACUCCACGCAGGGUGUUCUCAAGGAACCUAAUCUGGCCAAGGAAGCUGCCCAGGAUCUUUUCAGCGCUUUCACCUCCUACGGACAGGGUGAUCUAUCUGGCAUGGCGUCGACGGCGAUUGGAUUUUUCAAAAAGGCGGCCAAUGGUGGAUCCGCCCGUGAGCGCACGAUCAUGACCAAGACCUCCCCGGCAGAUGUGGUGAUGUUUUCAGGGUCCAAGGACACACAGACAUCAGCGGAUACGUUCCAGGACGGACAAGCGCGUGGGGCGUUGAGUUGGGCGUUCAUCAAAUCCCUGCAGCAAUGGCCUCAUCAGAGCUAUCUGCAGCUCUUGAAUACGAUCCGAAAUGAACUCGAGGGCAAAUACUCCCAGAAGCCGCAGCUGAGCUGCAGCCAUCCUCUUGGUAAGUCCCGGUGUGUAUUUUAG